Molecule: messenger RNA, 2295 nt
Organism: Yarrowia lipolytica CLIB122
Lineage: Eukaryota; Fungi; Ascomycota; Dipodascomycetes; Dipodascales
Biological process (GO): mitochondrial translational elongation
Cellular component (GO): mitochondrion
Molecular function (GO): translation elongation factor activity; GTP binding; GTPase activity
Source: RefSeq, a predicted model, not a curated record
AUGAUCCGAAGUCUCAGGGCCGUGAGUCGGCUGGGAGCCCGAGGGUUCUCGUCGUUCGCUGCUGCUCGUCAGGAAAACACGACUGUUGGAACCACGUACCAGGAGGAGCUGGACGUGGUGAACCAGCUCAAGGGGUCUGUGACCGCCGACGAUGUGACGCGUCUGGCUCGAAUGCGAAACAUUGGUAUCAGUGCGCACAUUGAUUCCGGAAAGACCACCUUUUCCGAGCGAAUUCUCUUUUACACUGGCCGAACCAAGGAGAUUCACGAGGUUCGGGGAAAGGACGGAGUGGGAGCCAAGAUGGACCACAUGGAUCUGGAGCGAGAGAAGGGUAUCACCAUCCAGUCUGCCGCCACCUACGCCACCUGGAUUAAGGAGAACCAGGACUACCAUUUCAACGUGAUUGAUACCCCCGGCCAUAUUGAUUUCACCAUUGAGGUUGAGCGAGCUCUGCGAGUACUCGAUGGUGCUGUGCUUGUUGUCUGUGCUGUGUCUGGAGUUCAGUCCCAGACCAUGACUGUGGACCGACAGAUGCGACGAUACAAUGUUCCCCGAGUCACCUUCAUCAACAAGAUGGACCGAAUGGGCGCCGAUCCCUGGAAGGCCAUUGACCAGAUUAACGCCAAGCUGAAGACCCGAGCUGCUGCCAUCCAGGUGCCCAUUGGCUCCGAGGGUGAUCUCGCCGGUGUUGUGGACAUUGUCAAGGAGGUUGCCUACUACAAUGACGGUGCCUCCGGAGAGACUAUUCGAGUUGCCGAGAUUCCCGAGGACCUCAAGGAGCUUGUUGCCGAGAAGCGAGACCUGCUGAUCCAGACUCUUGCCGAUGUUGAUGACGAGAUUGCCGAGUGCUACAUUCUCGAGGAGACUCCCACCGAGGAGCAACUUCGAGGAGCCAUUCGACGUGCCACCAUUGCCCGAACCUUCACUCCCGUGCUCAUGGGCUCUGCUCUGGCCAACCGAGGAGUCCAGCCCGUUCUCGAUGCCAUCUGUGAGUACCUUCCCGACCCCUCCGACGUUGUCAACACCGCUCUUGAUAUCAAGAAAGACGAGACUCCCGUGCACCUGACCCCUGCUGCCAAGGCUCCCUUUGUCGGCCUCGCUUUCAAGCUCGAAGAUGGCAAGUACGGUCAGCUGACCUACCUGCGAGUCUACCAGGGCCAGCUCAAGAAGGGCAUGUCGAUCAUCAACGCCAAGACCGGAAAGAAGACCAAGCUGGCCCGACUGGUGCGAAUGCACUCCGACGAAAUGGAGGACGUUGACUCUGUUGGUGCCGGAGAGAUCUGUGCCACAUUCGGUGUCGACUGUGCCUCUGGUGACACAUUCACCGACGGAGAAGUCACCUACUCCAUGUCUUCCAUGUUUGUUCCCGAUCCCGUUAUCUCUCUGGCCAUCACCCCUAAGGACAAGGGCUCUCUUACCAACUUCUCCAAGGCCAUGAACCGGUUCCAGAAGGAGGACCCUACUUUCCGAGUCCACUUUGACGCCGAGUCCAAGGAGACCAUCAUCUCCGGAAUGGGCGAGCUGCAUCUCGAAAUCUACGUCGAGCGAAUGAAGCGAGAGUACAACGUUGUGUGCGAGACCGGUAAGCCCCAGGUCGCCUACCGAGAGACCAUCACCACUGCCGCUCCCCUUGAUUUCACCCACAAGCGACAGUCUGGUGGUGCCGGUCAGUACGCCCGAAUCAUUGGUGAGAUGUCUCCUGUCACCGACAUGAAUGCUGUCAACGAGGGCAAGGCCACCUUUGCCGCCGAGAACAUUUUCAAGUCCGAGAUUGUCGGAGGUAAGAUUCCCGAGAAGUUCAUUCUGGCCUGUGACCGAUCGUUCCACGAGACUGCUGAGAAGGGUCCCCUGACCGGCUCCCGAGUUCUGGGUGUCGAGAUGCUCAUCAACGAUGGUAACACCCACGUUGUCGACUCUUCCGAGCUGGCCUUCAAGGUUGCUACCCAGAGAGGUUUCUACGAGACCUUCAUGCAGUGUUCUCCCGUGAUUCUGGAGCCCAUCAUGACCGUCACUCUGACUGCACCUGUCGAGUUCCAGGGAGCUCUCAUUGCUCUGAUGAACAAGAACCAGGCGCUGAUUUCCGACCAGGAUAUCGGCUCCGAGGAGGUGACUCUGUCUGGAGAAUGCUCCCUCAACCAGAUGUUUGGCUUUGCCACCCAUCUUCGAGCCUGCACCCAGGGUAAGGGAGAGUUCUCUCUGGAGUUCUCUCACUACGCCCCUUGCUCUCCUCAUCUGCAGAAGGAGCUGGUGGAUGCCCACCAGAAGAAGCUGCAGGCCGAGCGAGAUGGUAAAUAG